Molecule: messenger RNA, 2161 nt
Organism: Vollenhovia emeryi
Lineage: Eukaryota; Metazoa; Arthropoda; Insecta; Hymenoptera; Formicidae
Gene: Alg9
Product: alpha-1,2-mannosyltransferase ALG9
Exons: 12
Coding region: 202-2007 (601 amino acids)
Biological process (GO): protein N-linked glycosylation
Cellular component (GO): endoplasmic reticulum membrane
Molecular function (GO): alpha-1,2-mannosyltransferase activity
Source: RefSeq, a predicted model, not a curated record
CCGUUUCCUGUCACGAAGAAGACACGCGUGCACACAUACGUCGUUUGCUCCAGUCGCAGAAUGUCCGACGUACGAGCAAGAUUUUAAUUGCCGCAGGCUGAUUCGAGUCUACAUCUCUGUAUUGAUUUUUGACAUCGAUGCGCGUUUACAGACAGUGAUGUGUGACCCGAAUGGAUAAAAAAUAAGGAUCGCGAGAGGAUCAUGGCACCUAACCAACGUCAACGACAGCUCGUUUUGUCAAAGAAAGAAUUGAAAAAGAUCAAUGGAAGAAGAUUCUCAAAGCCGGACGAGUCUUCCAACAUGGGACUUGCUUAUCCUAGCUAUGAUACAGCUUUUAAACUGCUACUAUUGGCAAGGUUUUGCUCGGCUAUAUGGUGUCACAUAACAGACUGUGAUGAAACAUACAAUUACUGGGAACCAAGUCAUUACUUGCUCUACGGAACGGGCCAGCAAACGUGGGAGUACAGUCCUGAAUAUGCCUUACGUUCAUAUAUGUAUCUACUAAUUCACAUGGUACCAGCAAAAGUUUAUCAUUAUCUAUUGGAACCAAAUCCCCUACUAGUUUUCUACUUCACACGAUGCUUCCUGUCUGUGGGUUGCACAUUGUCCGAAGUAUACUUUUACAAGAACGUGUGUCGAGAAUUCGGAAUUCACGUGGCGAGACUUACACUGGGGUUCCUUAUUCUCAGCUCAGGAAUGUACAUCUCCAGUGCCGCAUUUUUACCAUCGUCCUUUUCGAUGUAUCUGAGUACUGUUGCUACUGCAGCCUGGUACGCUCGCCAAUAUGAAUUGGCUAUUUUUGCUACCGCCAUCUCUUCGUUGCUUGGAUGGCCAUUUGCUGCGCUGCUCGGACUUCCUAUUGCCGUUGAGAUGUUAACACAUAAACGACGCUGGAUCAAAUUCAUAAAGUGGGUCAUUAUAUCUGCUGUUGUAAUUGCGAUACCAAUGGUAUGGGUGGAUUCCUUGUACUUCGGCAAACUUGUCGUCGCGCCAUUGAACAUCAUAUUCUACAAUGUGUUCUCCAGCCAUGGACCUAAUCUUUAUGGCACUGAGCCGUUCAGUUACUACAUCAUCAAUGGGUUCUUAAAUUUCAAUUUCGUCUUUAUUGGCGCGUUGCUCGCACCCUUGGGUCUAGUUUUAGUGUGGCUGAUCGUGCCGGCACGUCCAAGAUACCGUUCACCUCUUCCUUACUGGUAUUCAUUGGCUCCUUUAUAUCUGUGGAUACUCGUAUUCUUCCUUCAGCCACAUAAAGAGGAACGGUUCUUGUUUCCAGUGUACCCUAUGAUUUGUUUGGCAGGCGCCAUAGCCGUGGAUAUCGUGCAGAAGUUAUACUUUUAUGUCAGAACGAAAUUUAAUCCAUCGCAUAUUAGUUAUCACUAUUUACAAUAUACUAUGCAUAUUACCGUUCUGGCGAUACUAACGUGUGGCCUCUUGGGACUAUCAAGAUCAUUGGCGAUAUAUAAAGGAUAUUAUGCUCCCAUGGAAAUGAUGACUGAAGUUAACAAACUGGGAAUGGAAGGCGAGGUACCUAGCGACGUUAAUAUAAACUUUUGUAUUGGAAAAGAAUGGCAUCGUUUCCCAGGCAGUUUCUUCUUUCCUUCUAACAAUUGGAAGUUACAAUACUUGAGAUCAGAAUUUAAAGGACAAUUACCUCAACCCUUCUUGGAUCAUGAAAACGCAACAAGUACAAUUCAAGAGCAUUUUAACAAUAUGAAUAGAGAAGAACCAUCGCGCUAUUUUAAUCUAGAUAAGUGCCAUUUUCUAUUAGAUCUGGAUGUAGAAACUGAAACAGCUCUAGAACCGAAUUAUUCUCGUUUAAGUCAACAUUUUACUAUUGUUAAAUCUUCUAAAUUUCUAGAUGCAUCAAAAUCGCAUCCAUUCUUCAGAGCUUUUUACAUUCCCUUUGUAUCUUAUAAGUUUUGUACAUACGGUUCAUAUAAUUUAUUACAAAGUAAUAAGUUUAAAUCCAUUCUUUUGUCAUCAAAGCAGAAGAAUGCCAAGUUUUAAGCAAAAGGCAGAGAAUUCUGGCACAAGUUAAUACAGUUGAUUUGAUGUGAGAAAAAUUAAAUCUAUUAUUUUAUACAUCAUUUUAAUGACGCAUAUGUUUAUUAAUGUAUAUACAGAGACGACACGUGAAUCUGUAUAAGAGAGGUUGACUCAU